Belonocnema kinseyi is the source of this 1957-nucleotide messenger RNA. It is a transcript of the gene Srp54, whose product is annotated as probable splicing factor, arginine/serine-rich 7. Gene Ontology annotation, cellular component: nucleoplasm. Gene Ontology annotation, molecular function: RNA binding. Lineage: Eukaryota; Metazoa; Arthropoda; Insecta; Hymenoptera; Cynipidae. The transcript is spliced from 2 exons. Bases 386 to 1846 code for a protein of 486 amino acids. The record is from RefSeq and is a predicted model, not a curated record.
UUUCUAUUAAAAAAUGAAUUUUUUACUUAUCGAAUUUGAAUGUUCGCGGAACUUUGACUGAAACAUCUAGCGCUACCUAGUGGUUAGUGUUCUCCCGCCAGGGGCUCUCUCUGAACCAAUAAUAUGGUGAAGAGGAGGAUCUACCAAAAGUAGUCGAUGACCGAAGACCGAAGCUGGCGUGUUUUGUGGUUACUGGUGUUUACGAAAGCGGUUAAAUAAUGUUAAAUAUGUAUUAAAAAACAGAAUCAUGUGAGUCGAUUUUUUAUCUGGACGAAAGGAAAAAUUCGCCAAUCAUUGGAUUAGUGGUUAAUAAUAUUGGGGGCGCACAGAAAGUGCGGGAAACCUUGUCGCUUCAGAAAGCUAACCUCGCCUCGCAUCUGCAAGAAUGGCGGUCGGCUCAACGAAAGUGGUUCAAGUAACAAAUAUCGCACCUCAAGCGACCAAGGAUCAGAUGCAAACACUUUUUGGCUAUCUAGGAAAAAUAGAAGAUAUCAGAUUAUAUCCAACAAUUCGAGAUGUGGCAGUGCCGGUACAGUCGCGAAUCUGCUAUAUUAAAUUCCACGAUCAAGGUAGUGUCGCGGUUGCCCAGCACAUGACAAAUACAGUUUUCAUUGACCGUGCUCUGAUCGUUAUUCCGUACCAGAACGGAGACAUUCCUGAUGAACAGAGGGCUCUUGAAUUAACCAACAAUGGUACAGUUGUACCAGGUCUUUACCCUUCCGAGCCAAAACUGCCGCCAAAUGUAGUAAACGCGAUUGAAGGCAUCCCGCCGAAUCAUGUAAUCACAACGAUGGAUCCUACUCUGGAAGCGAAUGGUCUUCCUCCAUAUCCUCACUUGCCUGGUCACUUGGACAGCAGAAGGAUCGAGGAGAUAAGAAGAACGCUGAUAGUCGCAAAUCUUGACCCCUCGAUAACAGCAGAGCAAUUAUUAGAUUUUUUUGCUGAAAAUAACGUAGAAGUAAAGUAUUCAAGACUGUGUACGAGAGACUCGGACACUGACCACUACGCAUUAUUAGAACUCACUGAACAAACCUCUAUCGUCCCAGCUUUGCAGUUAAAUGGUAGUUUACUGGGCGAUAUGCCUAUUUCAAUCUAUCACUCUCUGCAAGCCAUAUCAAAACCAGAAGCGAAGAGCAACGAGGCGGCGCAGAGGGAAAUCGAGGAGGCCAUGUCGCGGGUAAAAGAGGCCCAUAAUCUAAUUUCGGCGGCUAUUGAUCCUAUGAUCGGUGGCAUGUUGUCUAAAGACAAGAGGAGUAGGAGUGGAUCUCGUGGAAGGAAAUCUAGAUCUCGAUCGAGAGGCCGUUCCAGAAGAUCCCGGUCUCGAAAGCGUUCCCGUUCUCGUCACAGACGCUCACGUUCAAGACAUCGUCGCAGAUCGCGAUCGCGUUCGAAACGUAGAUCCCGAUCGAAGGAUCGGAAGAGGAAAUCACCUUCUCGAAGGAGAAGCAGCUCUCGAGGUCGUCACCGUUCUCGCUCCAGGUCACGGAGGUCAAAAUCUCGACGUUCUAGGACCAAGUCGAAAGAUCGCAAGAAGAGGUCCCCCAAACGAAGAAGUCGAUCUCGGUCUCGCAGCAAAAGGUCGAAAUCUAGGAGCAGGCGCUCAAGAUCUAAAUCAAAGUCUAGGUCGUCCAAGUCGAAAUACUCGGAGAAGUCCAGGGAUAAGGAUAAGGAAGGACGCAGUAAGGACAAGUCAGAAAGCAAUGGGAAGAAGAGUGAUGAGAAGAGUGAGAAAAAGUCGAGCAAGGAAAAGAGAGCAGAGAAGGAAGCCAAAUCUGAGGAAAAAUCGAGAUCUAGAGCUGGUUCUGAGUACAGAGAUAGCAAAGAAAGGCAAGGCUCUUCGGAUUAAUUUAUUGCGUAACUGCUUUAUCGUGUGACCCUAGUUAUUAAUUCAAUGUUUAUUUCGAUUCAAGUGUAACGAGACGAUCAGGUAAUAAAUAAAGCUAUAUCGUAUAUCGGA